GAUACAUCAUCAUUCCUUUCCAUUUCCAUCUCUCUUCUUCACAUCUCUUCUCCUCUUCUCUCUGUCUCCCUUUCCUUCUCUGCUUUUCCCUUUCUUCUUCAACUCUUGUACUAAAAUCGCUUCAAACCCAACCAACCCAUGUCGUCUUCCGACGAGGAGGGAUCAGGGGAGGAGUACCUCUUCAAGAUCGUUAUCAUUGGCGACUCGGCCGUCGGAAAAUCCAACUUGCUCUCUCGUUAUGCCCGGAACGAGUUCAGUGCGCACUCCAAGGCGACAAUAGGAGUCGAGUUUCAGACCCAGAGCAUGGAAAUCGACGGCAAAGAAGUCAAGGCUCAGAUUUGGGACACUGCCGGCCAAGAACGCUUCAGGGCUGUCACCUCUGCAUACUACCGCGGUGCUGUCGGAGCUCUCGUUGUGUAUGACAUCACGCGCCGGACAACGUUCGAGAGUGUCGGUCGCUGGCUUGAUGAGCUCAAGACUCAUUCAGAUGCUACGAUGGCAAUAAUGCUAGUUGGGAACAAAUGUGAUUUGGAGAAUAUUAGGAAUGUGAGUAUCGAAGAAGGUAAAAGCCUUGCUGAAGCUGAAGGCAUGUUCUUCAUGGAGACAUCUGCAUUAGACUCGACCAAUGUUGAUAAGGCUUUUGAGCUUGUCAUUCGAGAAAUAUAUAGCAAUGUAAGCCGGAAGGUAUUGAAUUCAGAUACUUACAAAGCAGAGUUAUCUGUGAACAGAGUAAGCCUGGUUGAUAAUGGGGCAGAUGGAUCAAAGAACUCCAAGGGCUACUUAUCUUGCUGUUCCAGUUAAUAUGGCUACAGAAGUUUAUGACUUCAGAACUUGAGGCAUCUCAAAAGGCUGGUUAUUCAAUUUGGUUCUUUAUUCGAUUGUUUGUUUUGUACAAGUGAAUAUUAUAGAAAAAAAAAUUAUUUGGAUCCAGUCAAGUAAAGAAAGAAAAAACAUUGCCGAAUAUUGUAUUCUGAUACACGACAUGUAACUGCUACAAGAAAGAAAAAGGAGCAGACACCAUUUUCCUUUGUGUGAUUGUAUUUUGACAUCA
This is a messenger RNA of Argentina anserina (silverweed cinquefoil), 1051 nucleotides long. Its product is annotated as ras-related protein RABA5e-like. Gene Ontology annotation, molecular function: GTPase activity; GTP binding. NCBI's taxonomy places the organism in Eukaryota, Viridiplantae, Streptophyta, Magnoliopsida, Rosales, Rosaceae. Gene Ontology annotation, biological process: vesicle-mediated transport. The record is from RefSeq and is a predicted model, not a curated record. The transcript has 2 exons. Bases 139 to 801 code for a protein of 220 amino acids.